AUGACUUCCCUACUACAGGAACCCGAUAUAGGACAAGUAUCAGACUGGUUCGAAGAGCGCCCGAUCAACAAGGCCAAUCGCCAGAAGCUCGCCCAGAUGAUACGCGAUAGAGUUUCCUUCGCCGGCAUCGACUGGGCUAAAUUUUCCGGUAGCAUAGAGGUGGGCAGGGAAGUUCGGAUGCUAGAUUACGCAUGCGGGCCUGGAUUUCUCAGCAACAUCUUCGGGCCGUACGUGUCUUCAAUCCAUGCAGUCGAUGCGUCUUCUGCCAUGAUUGAGAGGUACAGAAAUAAUACGAAAGAGUUCGGUCCUGGCCGCGAAAAGGUUGCAGCCAUUGUCGGAAACUUGUUGUUGGAGCCACCCGAACCCGCUCUUUUGGCUGAUGAAGAAUAUCAGAAUUUUGAUCUCAUCACAGUCGGGUCAGCUCUGCACCACUUUCCAUCUGCGGAAGAUGCUGUUCGACUUUUGGGUGGGCGGUUGAAGCCUGGUGGGGUGUUGUUCGUCCAGGAUCUGUAUAGCCACUUGAGCAGCGAAGCUGUUCAGCAGUCAGGCCAAGUCAAACCCCCACAAUACAAACAGGGCGACAUGAAAAAGCACAUGGAAAAAGCUGGGCUGGGCGAUUUCAAAUUUGAGAUUUUACAGGAAAAUCUCGAGAUUGGGCUGCCGAGCGAAGAGGUAUGCCAGGUGCAGUGUUUCAUUGCCAGAGCAGCGAGGCCGUUGAGCUAG
This is a messenger RNA of Alternaria arborescens, 723 nucleotides long. RefSeq lists its product as hypothetical. The transcript is spliced from 3 exons. The record is from RefSeq and is a predicted model, not a curated record. Lineage: Eukaryota; Fungi; Ascomycota; Dothideomycetes; Pleosporales; Pleosporaceae. Bases 1 to 723 code for a protein of 240 amino acids.